UACAAAGCUGUUCCAGCUUAAAUCAGCUGCAAUCGCUUCCCCGAUGCUUGAGAGCGCAGAGCUGUACUUCAAUGUGGACCAUGGCUACCUGGAGGGCCUGGUUCGAGGAUGCAAAGCCAGCCUCCUGACCCAACAGGACUACAUCAACCUUGCCCAGUGCGAGACCCUAGAAGAUCUGAAAAUUCAUCUCCAGACCACUGAUUAUGGCAACUUCUUGGCUAAUCAAACAAAUCCUCUUACUGUUUCCAAAAUUGACACUGAGAUGAGAAAAAGGUUAUGCAGAGAAUUCGACUACUUCCGGAAUCAUUCCUUGGAGCCCCUCAGCACAUUUUUCACCUACAUGACGUGCAGUUACAUGAUAGACAACGUGAUUCUGCUGAUGAACGGCACGUUGCAAAAAAAGCCUGUGAAAGAAAUCCUGGUGAAGUGUCACCCACUGGGGCGUUUCACAGAAAUGGAAGCCGUCAACAUUGCAGAGACACCUUCAGAUCUCUUUAAUGCUGUUCUGGUGGAAACACCACUAGCGCCAUUCUUUCAAGACUGUAUGUCUGAAAAUACCCUAGAUGAACUGAAUAUUGAAUUACUGCGCAAUAAACUGUACAAGUCUUACCUUGAGGCUUUCUACAAAUUCUGUAAGAAUCAUGGUGACGUCACAGCAGAAGUUAUGUGUCCCAUUCUUGAGUUUGAAGCUGACAGACGUGCUUUUAUCAUCACUCUCAACUCCUUUGGCACUGAAUUGAGCAAAGAAGACCGGGAGACGCUCUACCCCAGGAUCGGCAAGCUCCAUCCGGAGGGGCUGCGCCUGUUGGCACAAGCAGAAGACUUUGACCAGAUGAAGAGAGUAGCGGAUCAUUAUGGAGUAUACAAGCCUUUGUUCGAGGCUGUAGGUGGCAGUGGGGGAAAGACGUUGGAGGAUGUGUUUUAUGAACAUGAGGUACAAAUAAAUGUGCUGGCAUUCAACAGACAAUUCCACUACGGCGUGUUUUAUGCAUACGUAAAGCUGAAGGAACAAGAAAUGAGGAACGUCGUGUGGAUAGCAGAGUGCAUUUCCCAGAGACAUCGAACUAAAAUCAACAGUUACAUCCCGAUUUUAUAAUCCUCAGGGGGCAGGGGGCUCAAAUGUGGAAAGACAUAAAUGUCACAGGAAAGUUAUUGAGGAAAAUAAAAGAAAUCGUGUUGUAUUAUCUAGGUCGCACAAAAAUAAGCUAC
Otolemur garnettii (small-eared galago) is the source of this 1209-nucleotide messenger RNA. It is a transcript of the gene ATP6V0D2, whose product is annotated as ATPase H+ transporting V0 subunit d2. The transcript is spliced from 8 exons. NCBI's taxonomy places the organism in Eukaryota, Metazoa, Chordata, Mammalia, Primates, Galagidae. Bases 44 to 1096 code for a protein of 350 amino acids. Gene Ontology annotation, molecular function: proton-transporting ATPase activity, rotational mechanism. The record is from RefSeq and is a predicted model, not a curated record. Gene Ontology annotation, cellular component: vacuolar proton-transporting V-type ATPase complex; proton-transporting V-type ATPase, V0 domain; lysosomal membrane. Gene Ontology annotation, biological process: vacuolar transport; vacuolar acidification; proton transmembrane transport.